AUGGAUACUGGAAACCUGCCUAACAGGAAUAAUAAUACUGAUAAUAACGUUAAGAAUAAUUAUGAUAAUGCUCCUUUAAUACCUCCUGAUUUGAAUAAUCCACCAUCUUUCUUGGAUUUGAAAUCAAUCUAUGACAGAUACUUAUUAGUAGAAGAAUUAGGUAAUGGAUCCUUCGGUUGCGUCACAUUGGCCAAAGCUCAAUUUGAUAUCAAUGAACUUUCUCAAAUUUCUUCGAAAAGAUUCAAUAAUACUUUAUUAGAUCAAAAUGAAAAUGUUAUUGGAAAUCAUCAAAAUUAUAUUGCUAAAAAGCAAGGCUUAGUGGCAAUAAAAACAAUGUUAUCAAGAUUACCAACUUUACAUGACUAUACAAGAGUAAGGGAAAUUAAAUUUAUCUUAGCUGUACCUGCAAGUAAAUAUUUAAUUCAAAUUUUUGAAAUGUUCAUUGAUACUAUAAAUUUCCAAUUACAUAUUGUCAUGGAAUGUAUGGAACAAAAUCUUUAUCAAAUGAUGCUUCAUAGAAGGAAAAGAGUCUUUUCCAUACCAUCUUUAAGAUCCAUAUUGGCUCAGAUUUUAGCUGGUAUUAAACAUAUUCAUGAUAAUAACUUCUUCCAUAGAGAUAUUAAACCUGAAAACAUUUUAAUUUCUCCCAGUAAAAGAUAUUUUGAUAAAACUUUAUUGAAAACAGGAUUUUACCCUGAUAAUUAUGUGGUAAAAUUAGCUGAUUUUGGCUUAGCAAGAAAUAUUCAAAAUAAAAAUACUUUUACACGCUACGUUUCCACUCGUUGGUAUAGAUCUCCAGAAAUAUUAUUAAGAAAUGGAUUUUAUUCUACACCAUUAGAUAUUUGGGCCUUUGGAUGUGUCGCAAUUGAGGCAACAAUUUUUAAACCUUUAUUCCCCGGUACAAAUGAAUUGGAUCAACUUUGGAAAUUAUUAGAAGUCUUAGGAACUCCAUACGGUGAUGAUGACAUCAUUAAUGGCAAUAAAUAUGAUUCUUACGGUGGAAUUUGGAAUAAAGCAAAAAAAUUAUCAAGAAAUUUAGAAUUUGAAUUACCAAAAAUUAAAGGUGUUUCAUUAGAAAAAUUUAUAUCAAUGCCUGAAUUAAAUGAUUUAUUAAGAAUGGUUAAAAGAUGCUUAAGAUGGAAUCCUGACGAAAGAGCAACUGCCGCUGAAUUAUGUUCCAUGGAUUUCUUCAAUGAUACAGUAGCAAGGGAUGAAUUAGAAAGAACUCAAAAAUUAUCAUCAAUUAGUAAUGAAAGUAGCAUUGGCCAUAAUCAUAGAAAAGAUUCAUCAUCAAUUAAGAAAAAUUCUACUUCGAAGAAUGAUGUAAAGACUAAUGCAGAGCAAGCAUUAAUAUUUGCUGGUAUAAAUUCCGGGAACCUUAAAGCUCCACAACUGUCUUUUACCUCUCAAAAUAAUCAUACGAAUCAUACUAAUUAUACGGAAGGAAUGAAUGAAAAUGAGAAUCCAAUUGUCUCUACCAAUGUUAAUAAUAACGAUGUUAUUUCAAAGGAUGCAUUUUAUAAUAGUCAUAACAUAAAUUCACAAACUCAAAUACAAAAAAAUUUCGAAUUAAAUGCAAAAUUGAAUAAUAUUCGUUUGGAUUCAAAAUCACAAAGGAAUCAACAACAACAUUUAGAUGGACAAAUUCUUGAAAUGCAAAAUAUAAAUACUAUUGGAUACUUAAAUGAUGAUUUUAAUGUAGAUUACCAUCAAAAAAAUAAAGAUGACAUUAAUAGAAAUCUAAAUAUGAAUAAUGAUGAUACCAUUGAUUCUGAUUCUACCAUUCCAACUGAAAAUUGUGAUGAAAUAGACCUUUCAAAGGAAAUUGAGAAAAAUCUUUCAAUUGAUGUUCCACAAGAAUUUGAUCAAUAUAUAAAAAAUCAAAAUAACCAUUGUAACAUCCUUGAAAACGAGAAUGGAAUUGGAAGUAACGCAAAUAAUUCUGAAUCAUUCAAUCAAUAUAUUUCCGAUUUAAAUUUUAUGGAUUAUAAUCCUGAGAAUGAAUUACAACAAGAAAAUGACAUCUUAAAUUAUUAUGCUGAUGAAGACGAAGAUGACGACGAUGGUGAUGAUGACAAUGAACAAGAAGGAAACCCAGUUGCUAAUAAUAACGACGAAAAUGUCGAUAUUGAUGAUAAUAUGAAAGGAAAAGAUGAUGAUGAACAAGAUGAAGACGAAGUUUAUCCUAACAUAACGAGUUCGUAUAAUACUAAUACCAAUAAUAAUACUAAUAAUAAUGGGUCCUUCUAUGUUUAUUAUAAUGACGAGGGAAAUAAUCAUGUAAAUAGUAAUGCCGAUAAUUUUACAACAACGAAUCAAAUGUUAGAUAACUUCUUAAUAGAGAAUUCAUCUCAUUCGAUACCUUUCCAAAAUGUGAAUAAAACUCCGAGAACGUUCACUUUUCCUUAUCUUGGGCAUUCUGAACAGAAUACUAAUAAUUUUUCGCAUAAUCAACAUCAUAAUAAUCAUAAUAAUAUCAGAAAUAAUAAUACUUCAUCAAUACUAGAUACAAAUGAUUUCUUCAGUAACGUAACAUAUUAA
Molecule: messenger RNA, 2541 nt
Organism: Naumovozyma dairenensis CBS 421
Lineage: Eukaryota; Fungi; Ascomycota; Saccharomycetes; Saccharomycetales; Saccharomycetaceae
Gene: IME2
Product: protein kinase IME2
Exons: 1
Coding region: 1-2541 (846 amino acids)
Biological process (GO): intracellular signal transduction; protein phosphorylation
Cellular component (GO): cytoplasm; nucleus
Molecular function (GO): ATP binding; protein serine/threonine kinase activity
Source: RefSeq, a predicted model, not a curated record